Molecule: messenger RNA, 10324 nt
Organism: Phasianus colchicus (ring-necked pheasant)
Lineage: Eukaryota; Metazoa; Chordata; Aves; Galliformes; Phasianidae
Gene: IGF2R
Product: insulin like growth factor 2 receptor
Biological process (GO): lysosomal transport
Molecular function (GO): signaling receptor activity; D-mannose binding
Source: RefSeq, a predicted model, not a curated record
CUUCAUAGCUAUCCUUGUUGUGUUGCAACUUUUAUUCAUUGCUGGGUUGAUGAAUGCAUAUGCAUUAGUACUUCAAAUCGGAGUAAUAUUUCUAUUCUGCUUUUUUUUUUCCUUUCUAGUUAGGAUGAUGAAUGCAUAUGUACUAUUAUUAUUUUUUUUUCCCCCUAACUGGGAUCUUUUACUGCCUUUUCAAUGUCUUUCCUUCCUGCUCAGUACCUUUUCACAUAUUUUUCUGGGUAUGCAGUGGCACUGCUCUGGUUGCAAAGCCUUGCGCAAACAUAAGGGCCUGUGCAUACAAAGCACAGAAGAAUGAAGAAUGUAAGUUGCUUGUAAGCUUCUUCAUUUUAUCACUAAACAACUUCAAAUGAACUCUUACUGGAUAACUGAAAUGAACCGUUUAUUCAUUGCUAGGCCCUGACACUGCAGAUCUUUAUACACAUUCCUAAUGUUACCGAUGUGAGUAGUCAUGUUCAUAGAAUCCUUGUCUUCAGCACAGUCACACUUGCAUUUAAAUAUACAUAAAGAUCACUUCAGCAGUGAAGUUCUAUUUGCAGAAACUUAGGUAGCUAAUCUGAUCAGAAGACCCAGUAUGUCUGCUUGCACUGCUGUCUGCAGUGAGCUUUCUGAUUAAUACAUCUUUAACCCAACUUGGGAAACUGACAGAAUUUACAGUUAAGUGCAACGUGUUUGCUCUGUCUAGUGAGUGAUGUUGGUACAGACAGCAGAGCAGCAAAAUUUAAGGAAAAUAUCCCCAGAAAUAAUAGACUUGGUAUUCUUUUUGUCUACUAUCUUCCCUGGUUUGUUUUUUUUUUUUCUGCCUCUGAGUAUGUCAUCAAGAUUGUCUUUAAACUAUACAGGCUACAUUCUUAAAAACAGACAGUUGGGAUCCUUGACUAAUCAGACUUGGAACUUUGAGGAAUUAACUGAAGACUAAAACAAAACAUCAGAAGUUGGCUACAAUCCUUCCCAAUGAUACAAAACUGCUAAGGGUAACAGAAUUUAUGCAGUCCUUUUCAUUAUAUUUUUCGUAGAUUCUGAGCAAAGAUAUUGAUUACAGCUUCAUAUCACAGUUCUCUUUCCAUCAUAAAGCUGGAAGGUCUUCUUCUUGCCAUCAACUGAGAACAUUACUGUUAGGUUAGCUGUGUUCAUUGUAAACUCCUGUAAACAUUGUAAACGUUGCUCCUGCUGAUGAAGAGGCACACCAACAUGGUCCUCCCCCUCUAGCUCAUUUGCCCUUGUAUUGGGAGGUACUAUUGUGGAACACACAGAAACCUGUGCUGGUGUUGGUACCGAUCUGCAGCAAGCUGACUCGGGCUGUGACAGAGCUGUGAGUAAACGGAGAGCAGCUCAAAAGGCAUGCCCGUUUUCAGCCAGACAAGCACCUUGAGCCAGCUGGUGCUCUGUAACAACACUAAGUGCUGCUGGAAAGGAUGGAAAUGGAAUGGGUAACUUAAGAGUAAAGAGGAGAAAAACAUCAGGGCAGCCUGGAAUAGAAGUGAACUGCUGCAGAAGCAGAGCUCUACUGCUGUCUUAUUCCUGUGGAUGCCAAGAGAUGGGACAAGUAGAAGCCAUUUCAGUAACAGGCCUUUUGCAUUUCUUUAUAUCAAUGACUCCUGGGCAGUAUCAGCAAACAAAGCUUAUUUACACUUCUGAGGCAGCUGUCUCUCUUUCAAGUGUGAUUUUUUUUUUUUUUUUCUCCAUUCUCCCCACUCUCAGAGCUGCUGCUUCUCAGCCUUAUGCAAGCCUCCCCUCUGCGGGGCUGCGGCGGGGCUCGUUGCCACACCGCCAGCUCUCCUGGUGCAGCAAUACUUCUGUCACCACAAGGCUGCCACCGCCUGCUCCGUCCUCAUCCUUGGAGACGUAUAAUUCUGUGCUCUCCCUCCAGCCCUCACAGCACGUUCUGAGAACGACUCCUAAAACCCUCUCUAACUUUCCCAGACGGCGUCCGUCUCACUCAGCCACGCGCUGCCCCCAACGCGCUUCGUAGUCAGGACCGCUUCAUGCCCCACCCCGCCCCCAUCUCACACCGGAGGACAGACCGCACCUCACACGGCGAGGCCGCCCUGCCCUACGACCGUUAAGCCUAACGGCCGCCCCCAGCACGUGCCGGGCGGCGCGGUGCGGAGCGGAGAGCGGAGAAGCGAAACACCCCCACCCGCCGCCUGGGGGGGAGGGGUGAGUCACGUGAUCACCAUGUCUGCACAUGACGGCGGUCACAUGACCAGGCAGUGGGCGGGCCGUGAUCACAUGACGCGCCGCUGGCGGCCGGCGCUCCUUGACGUCCCGGGGCAGCCGCUUCGGCCCGGCUCGGCUCGUGCCGCCGCGAUGGCCCGCGCCGCUGCCUUCGCCCCGCUGCUUCUCGUUCUCCUCUGCCUGCCGCUGGGGGACGGCAGUGCGGCCCCCGUAGCCCUGGACGAGCCCUUCUUCCAGAGUCUGUGCAGCUACACGUGGGAAGCAAUUGAUACAGACAAACGUGUGCUUUAUAAAAUUAACCUCUGUUUUGGUGUUGAAGAAUGUGGAAGAUCAAGUGCAGUCUGUGCCUAUGAUGUUGAUAAGAGAACGUAUAUGUCAGUAGGUAGCUUAACUUUGCGAGAAAUUUCUAAAACUCUUCUGGUAUUCAACACUACAAAUAAAUGUUCCCAGCAAGGCAGUCAGCACCAAAUUCAAAGCAACAUCAACUUCCUGUGUGGGAAAACACUGGGUACCCCUGAAUUUGUAACAGCAACAGAGUGCAUACACUAUUUCGAGUGGAGGACCUUUGUUGCUUGCAAGAAAAACUUGUUUAAACCCGUGAAAGAGGUGCCUUGUUAUGUAUUUGAUGAAGACUUGAAGAAACAUGAUUUGAGUCCUCUCAUCAGAGUUCCAGGAUACUACUUGGUGGACGAUUCUGAUGAUGAUUCCUUGUUUAUAAACAUCUGCAGAGACAUAGGAAGAUCAAGUGGAGAAACCAUAAACUGCCCUGCUGGCAGUGCAGCGUGCUUGAUACAUGAAGGUCAUGCAUAUGAUGUUGGUCGUCCACAGGAUCAGCUGAAAUAUCAUGACAAAGACAGGCUGAUACUGAGUUAUGAGAGAACAUACAAUGAUGAAAAGCUGAAUUUCUGCUUAGGCCAUAACCCAGCAGUAACAAUCACUUUUGUUUGCCCAUCUAAGAGAGGAGAAGAGAGUGCAGGUCCCAAACUCACAGCAAAAACAAAUUGCCGGUAUGAAGUUGAGUGGGUUACUGAGUAUGCCUGUCACAGGGAUUACCUGGAAAGUAAGAGCUGUCUUCUAACUAAUGAGCAACAUGACGUCUCCAUUGACUUGAAACCACUCACUCUAUCUCCAGAUUAUGUCACACCAUAUUUAGCCAAAGAUGAUAAAGAGGAGUAUUACUAUUACUUGAAUGUAUGCGGGAGAACUGGUGCAGGUAACUGCAAGGACAACACAAGAUAUGCUUCAGCUUGCCAAGUAAAAUCUUCGAAUAACCAGAAGAAGGUGACAGGAAGAUUUGAGAACCAGACUCUGAGAUAUUCUGAUGGGGAUCUCACUUUAAUUUAUCCAAAUGGGGAUGCGUGUAGCUCCGGCUUUCAGAGAAUGACUGUCAUAAACUUUGAGUGCAAUGAAACAGCAGGUAAUGAUGGUAGGGGAACUCCUGUGUUUACUGGUGAAGUGGACUGCACCUAUUUUUUCACUUGGAAUACAAAAUAUGCAUGUGUUAAAGAAAGAGAAGAUCUUCUUUGCAGAGUUGCUGAUAAGAAAAAGCACUAUGAUUUGUCACCUCUGGUCCGCAGUUCAGAAUCAGCCCAGAACUGGGAAGCUGUGGACAGUAAUCUUUCAGAGGAAGGGCGGAAGCGUUAUUAUAUCAAUGUCUGCCAUAAAGUGCUGAAGAGAGGAGGAGCUUCCGGCUGCCCAGAUGAUGCUGCUAUUUGCUCUGUAGAUGAAGAAAAAAACAGCAAGAAUCUUGGAACAUUUGUUUCUCCACCUAAGAAGGUUGGAGAAAAUAUUCAACUUACCUAUUCAAAUGGAGAUAGCUGUGGUGUUAACAAAAAAAUCAAAACUGUCAUCACUCUUAUAUGUAGACCAGGUGAUCUAGAAAGUGCUCCGAUCCUGAUGUCUGAGAGUGAAUGUUCAUUCUCUUUUGACUGGUAUACUGCUGCUGCAUGUGUCCUGUCUAAAACAGAAGGAGAUAACUGUCAAGUCUCUGAUCCUCAGGCAGGCUUCUCUUUUGAUUUAUCACCACUGACCAAGAAAAACGGGCACUACACAGUUAACACUACAGAAUAUUUGUUCUACAUAAACAUCUGUGGCAGUGUGCCUGAUAAUUUGUGUCACACACAAUCAGCAGCAUGCCAGGUAACACAAGGAAAGGAUCAGUUUUGGAGUCUUGGACUACCUAAUUCCAGACUUUCGUAUUAUGAUGGACUGAUUCAGUUGACCUACAAAAAUGGUACUGCUUAUAACAAUGAAAAGAAAACACAGCGAUCUACCCAUAUAACUUUCCUGUGUGAUCGUCAGGCUGGAGUAGGUCAGCCUGAAUAUCAGGUAGAAGACAACUAUACCUACAAUUUCAGAUGGUACACUGAAUAUGCCUGUCCUGAAAUGCCAUUGGAGUGCAUUGUGACAGAUCCCAACACUAUGGACCAAUAUGACUUGUCAAGCUUAGCAAGAUCAGAGAAGAGAGGUGAGAAUUGGUAUGCCAUGGAUAAUUCAGGACCAAAUGAGCGCAAGAAGUACUACAUAAAUGUCUGUCGACCUCUACUUGCUGUUCCAGGAUGUGACCGACGAGCAUCUGUGUGCCAGAUGGAAUAUCGGCAUGAUCAUGAUUCUUACUACGAAGUCACAUCUAUCAGUAAUCUUGGUGUUGCCAGCAAAGAACUAGUAGUUGAAAGACUUGGUCACAUUCUUCUAACCUAUGCAAAUGGCUCUGUAUGCAUCAAUGCUGAUGGAGAGAGAACUUCUUAUACCACCACCAUCCACUUUGUGUGUUCCAGGGGCACUCUCAAUAGCAGCCCCCGGUUUAUAUCUAUUCAAGAAUGUGUGGUUACAUUCUUAUGGGAAACUGAAGCUGCUUGUCCAGUCAAGGAAACAAAAGAUGAUUCUCAGUCCUGCUCUGUGCGAGAUCCGAACAGUGGAUUUUUGUUCAAUCUGCAGCCAUUAGCUGCAGAGAAGGGCUAUACAACCACUGGCAUUGGGAAGACCUACUUGCUAAACAUUUGUGGAUCUAUGCCAGAAUGUGGUGAAAUCAAUGGAAAACCAGCUGCUGGAUGUGAAGCAGACAAUCUGACAUCAGUAAGGAUGGUAGAAUUGGAUAAAACUCUUUAUCUGUCUAGCGAAGGGUUUCUAACUCUUACGUACAGAGGUCGUCUUCUUGUUGAAUCAGGAAAAUCAGACACAUUCACAGUGACUUUCAUCUGUAAUGAUUCGUAUCCUGGAGAGCUUAAGUUUGUGCGUGAAGAGAUCAACAGUAGGCUGAACAUUCAUGAUACUUUCUUUGAGUUUCACACAGCUCUGGCCUGUGCUCCUGCUCCUGUAGACUGCCAGGUUACAGAUGCUGCUGGUAAUGAGUAUGACUUAAGUGAUUUGAGCAAAGAGAGUGAACCAUGGGUUGCUAUAGAUACUUCAAAGAAUGCAAAGAAGCGAACUUUUUUCUUGAAUGUUUGCAAGCCUUUGCCUUUUGUGCCUGGAUGCCCUGGUGGUGCUAUAGGAUCCUGUGUGAAAUACCUUGAUAAAAGCAAGAACCUUGGAGUCAUUCAGAUAAAUCCACAGGCUGCUACUGAUGGGUCACUUAGCAUUACUUACUUGAACGGUGAUACGUGUAAAGAUAAGCAACGCUAUUCUACACGUAUAAUAUUCCAGUGCGAUCAAACAAUGGGAUCACCAGUUUUGGAGCAAGAAGAUGACUGUGAGUUUGUAUUUGUUUGGAGAACCUUGGCAGCCUGUCCUGUUCACAAAGCAGAAGGAGAGGAUUGCCAGGUGAAAGAUCCAAGAUAUGGUCAUGUUUAUAAUCUCAAGCCACUUUCCAAUAAAGACAUAAAAGUGAGUACAGACGAAUAUGACUACUACUUCAGAGUUUGUGGAGAAAUAACAGAACUCUGCAGACCAGGGGCUCAUUCUGUGUCGUCAUGUCAAGUAAAGAAGAAGGACAGCACUUUUAGAAAAGUAGCAGGCUUGCUUACAGAGAAACUGACUUUCAAAAAUGGUUUAAUAAUGAUUAAUUACACCAGUGGAGAACAAUGUCAUAAAAUAUAUGAACGAUCAACUGCCAUAUUAUUCUACUGUGACAAGACUACAUCAGAGCCUGUAUUUCUGAAAGAAACUCCAGAUUGUACCUACAUGUUUGAAUGGCACACGCAGUAUGCCUGCCCCCCUGUUAAAUCUACUGAGUGUUCCUACAAGGAUGAUGAAGGAAAUUUCUAUGACUUCUCGUCUCUGACACGGCAUAGAGAGAACUGGGAGGCAACUGAUAUUUCUACUUCUACAAAGAAAUACUAUAUUAAUGUCUGCAAGCCUUUAGUACCAUAUGGCGCUGCACGUUCCUGCCCUCCUGAUGCUGCUGCCUCCCUUGUGGAAGGUAUCAAAUGUAUAAGCCUUGGAGAAGUGGCUGAAGGACCCCGGUGGGAAAAUGGCAUUGCUACUCUGAAAUAUAUUAAUGGGGAGCUUUGUCCAGAUAAAAUUCGCAGGAAAACAACAAUAUUGCGCCUUAAGUGUGAUGAAAGCAAAAUUGAAUCAAAGCCAGAACUUAUAAUGGCCAUUGAAGACUGCGAUUACAGCUUCAUAUGGUUCACUGCUGCUGCAUGUCCUCUUAAAAGCAACAUGCAAAAUGACUGCCGGGUAACGAAUCCUGCAACAGGCCACCUCUUUGAUUUGACAUCACUGAAGCGAGAGUCUGGCUAUACAAUCAUUGAUGCACACAACAGAAAAAUUGAGUUGAAUGUUUGUGCUGAAGCUAAGAGCACGUGUGCUAAUGGAGCUGCCGUCUGCAUCACUGAUGGUCCAAAAACAUUGAAUGCUGGAAAACCAAGUAAAACUUUAACUUAUGAAGAUCAAGUACUGAAGCUUGUUUAUGAAGAUGGCGAUCCUUGUCCUACAGACCUCAAAAUGAAGCAUAAAAGCUAUUUUAGCUUUGUAUGCAAGUCUGAUUCUGGGGAUGAUAGCCAUCCUGUUUUUCUGUCUUUUGAUGAGCAGACAUGCACUAGUUACUUCUCCUGGCAUACUUUCUUGGCUUGUGAGGAAGAGGUGAGCUGCUCAGUUUUGAAUGGUAGUUCUGUUAUUGACCUGUCUCCUCUGAUCCAUCGCACUGGUUAUUAUGAGGCAUUUGUGGAUGGAGAUGCAUCAGAUGUUUCUCCAGACUUCUAUAUCAACAUUUGUGAGCCUCUCAAUCCUAUCAAAGAUGUUAAUUGCCCACCUGGAGCAGCUGUUUGUAUGGUUCCUGUUAAUGAAUUGCCAAUAGAUAUUGGUCGUGUUACUCAACCUCCCAUGUUAAAUGAGGCAGUAAAUGAAGUUCACAUCGCUUACAACAGCACUACUCCCUGUCAGAUAAACAACAAAUUGAACUAUACUUCCCUUAUUGUAUUUCACUGUAGCCAAGGAACUAGUCUGGGUAAGCCGAAGAUGAUAAGAAAACUUGACUGCAGUUUUGUGUUUGAGUGGGAAACACCAGUUGUGUGUCCUGAUCGAGUGAAAACUUCAGGCUGUUCUGUGACUGAUGAACAGUUACACUAUACUUUUAACUUGACCAGCCUUUCUGGAAGAUCAUUUGAGGUACUUUCUGGAUCCAGCAGAUACCAUGUUAGUGUAUGCAGUAAGGCAGAUGUGUCCCAGGGAAAAUGCAAAGAUGGGGCAGUGUGCAUGACAUCUGGAAGUGGUGUGUCCUCGUUUGGAAGCAUAAAGGAAAUGAAAAUGGAUUAUAGCCACCAAGAUGAAACAGUCAUCUUGCAGUAUACAGGAGGUGAUCGGUGCCCUCCAGUGACAGAAAAGGGAGAGCUUUGUGUGUUUCCCUUCAAGUACAAAGGGAAGAGCUAUGAUAAAUGUAUUACAGAAGAAAAGAGCAGACCAUGGUGUGCUACAACUGUGGACUACCAGGGAGAUGGAAAGUGGGGAUUUUGUGUGAAUGCAACUGCAAGAAAGGCAUCUACUAUUAUUUUUGUAUGUGAUGAAAAUGCUGGCAGCGGGAGUCCACACCUUCUGAGUGACAUGCUUGGCUGUGCUGUGACAUUUGAAUGGAGGACACAGGCUGUUUGUCCUCCAAAGAAGAUGGAGUGCAAGUUUGUCCAGAAACACAGAACUUAUGACUUGAGAAUGCUCUCUUCCUUGACAGGCUCAUGGGUCUUUUAUCACAAUGGAAAUUCGUACUACUUGAAUCUCUGUCAGAGGGUAUAUGAAGGCCCCACAGGCUGCCCUGAAAGAGCCAGUAUUUGUAGGAAAAGCAACAGUGGAGAUGUUGAAGUUCUUGGGCUUGUUCAUACACAGAAGCUGAAUGUGACAGGUGAUACAAUGUAUAUUAGUUAUUCUGGUGGACAGGAAUGUAGGAAAAACAAGAAAAUAAUGACAAUAAUAGAAUUGAGGUGUGCAAAAACAGUUGGCAUGCCCAUGCUGCAGAGGAUUGAUGAGGAAAACUGUGCUUACUACAUCAUUUGGGACACACGUGCAGCUUGUGCUUUAAAGCCACAGGAGGUGGAGGUAGUGGAUGGAACAGUUAUCAAUCCUGCAACUGGGAAAAACUUCUCAUUAGGGAAUGUUUAUAACAAGUUGUACAUGGCUUCUGGUGACAUAAGAACAAAUGGAGAUCAAUAUGUGUAUGAAAUACAACUUUCUGGUAUCACAAACUCGAGUUUCCCAGAGUGUUCUGAAGCAAACAUCUGCCAGGUUAAAACUAGUGAACGCCGUUUUCGGAAAAUUGGAUGGGCCAAAAAAGCUAAAUAUUAUGUUGAAGAUGAUGACUUGGAUGUCAUAUUUUCAUCAGACUCCAGAUGUGGUAAAGAUAAAUCAAAGUUUGUCUCUUCAUCAAUUUUAUUCCACUGCAAUCCUCAUGUAAAGGAAGGCAUCCCUGAAUUUCUUCAUGAGACAGCAGACUGUCAGUAUUUAUUUACAUGGUAUACGUCUGCUGUGUGUCCACUAAUAUCAACCAUUGCUCCAGGAAUCCAUGAGGGCCAAUCUGAUCAGGAAGCCCAAGUAUAUAAAGGCCUUUCAAGGAGAAGUCAGGCAGUUGGUGCUGUGCUGAGUGUCCUCCUGGUUGUUCUCACUGCAUGCCUAAUAAUCUUGCUGUUCUACAAAAAAGAGAGGAGGGAAACUGUGGUAAACAAGAUAACAAACUGCUGCAGAAGGACAUCAGGUGUUUCCUACAAAUACACAAAGAUAAACAGUGAAGAAGAAGCUAAUGAGAAUGAAACGGAGUGGCUUAUGGAAGAAAUUGCAGCACCGAAUCAAAGAACAGUAAAAGGAGUGCAGGAGAAUGGUCAUGUUACUACCAAGUCUGUUACAUCUGAUGCUUUUACAUCUCUCCAUGUGGAUGACCUGGACAGUGAGGAUGAAGUGUUAACCAUCCCAGAUGUAAAGAUUCAGACAGGAAGAGGACUAGACAAAAGCAAGCACCCACAAAAGAAGCCACCAAACUUUGCCAGUGAUGACAAAGUUUACUUGCUGAAUGGGGGAAAGGAAAGGAAAGCAAAAGCCAAGCCUGGCCAACAGCAGGCACAGAACUCUACAAAUUCAGUAUCAUUUCAUGAUGAUAGUGAUGAGGACUUGUUGAAUGUUUAAUAACCCCUCUUGUGCCUAAUCAAAUAUAUAUGGAGAGAUUAUAUAUAAAUGGGACAAACACUUUCAACCAAAUACGAGGACUUCAGCCUGAGAGGUUUUUCUGAAUUUUGCCUUUAACAAGAAACCACUGAAAAGGGAAGGAGAGAAAGAUGUCUUGGUUGUUGUUUACAAUGAUCUGUUCAGUAAUGGCUGGAUUUGUAGCAUCUGGUAGGCUGAGUUAUGUUGACUCUCUCUAGCCAGGACAACUUUAAGUCUCAGUAUAGAUAUGAAAUACUUGCUUAAAAAAGAAACCUUUCAAAGGUCAAGAUUAAAGCUGAAUUAGGCCCCUGGCUCCUGAGAUUCAAAUUAUCUAGAUGACUACUAGCAUUUUAACUCCUUGUAUUUAUUGGUCCUCACUACUCAGGUUUGCUUAUAGCAACGUGUUCUUCCUGCCGGCAGGGUAUUAUUCUAUGGGUUCACCCUUCAAUGGGUUCAUCCAUUGUAAGAUGAGGAAAAAUAUAACUUUUCUGUGUUGGGAUGAUUUGAUGUAAAUUUUAGAACUGGUCUAAUUUAUCCUGUAAAUUUGAAUAUACAUUCUAAUUUAAACAGA